AUUUCGUGUUGUCAUCGUAAGAAUCCAUGUUUGAAUAAAAGGUUAUACGGUGAAUUAAAAAAACUUUUGCACUUGACAGUAUAUUGUUAAUAAAAUAGGAUAUGACAACAAAACAGUACAAAAAACUAGCGCUUCAUAAUUCUGUUUGCAACGAUAUAUAUUUUGGAUUUCAAGAUUGCCUGGAAGAGAACCCCUGGGCUAAAUGGAUAGGCAAGUGUACUAAUUUCGGUAAAGAACUCGAAAAUUGUGUAAAACAAAAUCGAGAAAAAAUGAGAGAAAGAAAUCAACAACUUGCUAAUGAAAAACUGGCUAAAAUGAAACAGGGAAAAUUUACUUAACAACUUUGCUAAUUGUAUAUAGUAUUUAGUAUGUAAUAUACAAUUUUUCCAAACUAACAAUUCUAAUUGGUUAUCAUUAAUUGGUUCAAAGUUAAAAAAAUUUUUUUUUUUAACUAGUGUAAAAAAUUAAUUUCUUAACAAUGGAUGCUGAAGUGCUACCUGAUGAAGCAGUUGAUAAUGCUGAUUCAAAAGUGAAAGUGGAAAAUGUCAAAGAAGUCAGUAAAAACGAGCCUGUCAUCAAAAAACCCAAGUUUGAUGAAAACAAAGAAGAAGGAGAUUUUGCAGAGAACAUAGGGCGCAAAGAAUUUGAAACAGAUGAGCAAGUGAGUAAAGAGUGUAAAAUCUUGGAGGAAGAUGAUACUGAUGAAGAAAUAGAAUUCAAUAAAGAUGGACUUUUAUAUUUCAUUGAAAGAUUAACAACAACUGAAACCACUCAUGAACAAAAAUUAGAGGAAUUCAAAGAAUAUCUAGAAGCAGAUCUUGAAGUUGAACGGCAAAAAUAUCGUCAAGAAAAAUUAGAAAGAGCUCAAGAGAAGUACAAGAAUGCUCAAAAAGAAGAAGAAAAAAAGUCGGAUAAUAAAGCAUCAAGUAGCAAAAAGGCUGAUUCAGAUAAUGAAGAUGACAGUAUGGAGCAUGAAGUUCCCGAGCCAGGCUUCAUCUAUCCAUUAGAACAGGAUGCCUCAGAUAUGUUGUAUGAAGUAGAUUUUAAUGAGGAUGGGACUUAUCCUACAGUUACUGAACGUUACCUCACUCCUUAUUACGCUAUUGAUGUUAAAGAGCCUUGUGACGACAUUUGUAUUUAUAUACACAGCAAUCGCGUUUGCAUGAUUACUUUAGCACCAAGUCAUAUCAUUUUUCAAAAAAAUUUAACAAUCGAAAGUUGCAGUUAUCAAGUUACUGAAAAAUUGGAUAGGACGAAAAAUAAAGUAUCCGGCAAAGGUAAACGUGGAGCCCAGCCUAUGCAAAAAAAUUCAUAUCUUUGCCGUUUGACUUGCAGUGAUGGAUCGGUAUACAUGAUUAGGUGCUGUAUGAAUGGGAAACUCUUAGAAGUUAAUGAAAAGCUUCUAGAAAAUCCAGAAUUAUUAAAACAGCCACCUCACUCUGGUGGUUACAUAGCUGUUGUGUUGCCAAAUCUGAAAUAUCACGAUGAGCAGUUGAAAAAACACUUGCUUGAUCAAAAGCAAUAUGAGGAAGCACUGAGUCGGAGAAUCAUGGAAAAAAAAUCAGAUGCAUCUCAAGACAAUGAAAAAAAAGAAGAAAGUGGUGCUACAGAGGAAUUUUUAAAUUUAAAAUCAAAUAAGAAUGAUGACAAUACCCAAAUUGAAGGUACAAACAUGGAAAAACAAGAAAAACAAAAAUUAGAUGACAUAAAAAUGGAUCAAGUAUGUGAAAUGGAGUGAGACUUGCGUACUUGAUCUAAAAUUUAUUUCCAGAAACAUGUUAACAUGAAAAGGUUCUUGUAGGAUUAAGUGAAU
This is a messenger RNA of Copidosoma floridanum, 1813 nucleotides long. RefSeq lists its product as uncharacterized. Gene Ontology annotation, molecular function: actin filament binding; actin monomer binding. Gene Ontology annotation, biological process: regulation of filopodium assembly; dendrite morphogenesis; regulation of actin filament polymerization. The record is from RefSeq and is a predicted model, not a curated record. NCBI's taxonomy places the organism in Eukaryota, Metazoa, Arthropoda, Insecta, Hymenoptera, Encyrtidae. Gene Ontology annotation, cellular component: nucleus; dendrite; filopodium tip.